Messenger RNA from Hippopotamus amphibius kiboko, 582 nucleotides. Its product is annotated as lymphotactin-like. The transcript has 3 exons. NCBI's taxonomy places the organism in Eukaryota, Metazoa, Chordata, Mammalia, Artiodactyla, Hippopotamidae. Gene Ontology annotation, molecular function: CCR chemokine receptor binding; chemokine activity. Gene Ontology annotation, cellular component: extracellular region. The record is from RefSeq and is a predicted model, not a curated record. Gene Ontology annotation, biological process: cellular response to type II interferon; inflammatory response; neutrophil chemotaxis. The coding region runs from base 57 to 398 and encodes 113 amino acids.
GACUCAAAGGAGCAGUUCCUCAGCCUCUCGCUGCACAGCUCAGCAGGAUCUCAGCCAUGAGACUUCUCAUCCUGGCCUUUCUUGGGAUCUGCUGUCUCGCUGCAUACACUGUGGAAGGUGUGGGGAGUGAAGUUCUAGAGAAGUCAAUCUGUGUGAGUCUGACUACCCAGCGACUGCCAAUUAAAAACAUUAAGACGUACACCAUCAAGGAGGGCUCCAUGAAAGCAGUGAUAUUUAUUACCAGGCGUGGCUUUAAAAUCUGUGCUGAUCCACAGGUUGAGUGGGUGAAAAAAGCAGUCCGAACAAUAGACAAGUCCACCAGGAGAAAUGUGAGCCAGACCAAGCCUACAGGAGCCCAACAAUCCACCAAUACAGCUGUGACCCUGACUGGGCAAUGACCUUCUGGCGCCUGUCCCCUGACUAGUCAGCCAAUUCAUUUCCCUGUAAAGCUCAUGGACUAAUUACAUUAUAUUCACCUUGAUAAAGUGCUGCAUGAGUCAAGUUAUUUUCUUAUAUUUUUAUUUUUUUAUGUGUUAUAUUCAGUUAGAUGCUCUAUUUAAUAAAUAUUUAUUAUUAAGAAUA